Messenger RNA from Brassica rapa (field mustard), 1518 nucleotides. Its product is annotated as 1-aminocyclopropane-1-carboxylate oxidase homolog 9-like. The record is from RefSeq and is a predicted model, not a curated record. Lineage: Eukaryota; Viridiplantae; Streptophyta; Magnoliopsida; Brassicales; Brassicaceae.
GUCAGAGUGUUUUGAUUCUAAACAAGUGAAUCUAGUUUAAAGGAUGCUGUGAUGGAAUACUCGAAGCAUGUAAUGGACUUUGGAGCUUUGCUCUUCCAACUUCUCUCAGAAGCUUUAGGUUUGAACUCUGAGAUCCUUAAGAAGAUAGAUUGUCUUAAGGGCUUGUUUAUGCUUUGCCAUUACUUCCCACCUUGCCCACAACCUGACCUAACAUUGGGCAUAAGUAAGCACACCGAUAACUCUUUUCUUACACUUCUUCUUCAAGACCAAAUUGGUGGUCUUCAAGUUCUUCAUAAAGAUUAUUGGGUCGAUGUAACUCCUAUUCAUGGAGCUCUUGUCGUUAACACCGGUGAUUUCAUGCAGCUGAUAACUAACGACAAGUUCUCGAGUGUGGAGCAUAGGGUACGCAACAGAGAUGGUCCGAGGAUUUCAGUUGCGUGCUUCUUUAGCUCGAACCUGUUUCGAAAUUCCACGGUUUACGAACCGAUCAAAGAGCUUCUGUCUGAUGAAAACCGUGCUAAGUACGGAGAUAUGACCAUACCAGAGUACACUGCAGGAUACCUUGCGGGUGGCUUCAAUGGAAAAUCACAUUUGUCUAAAUUUAGAAUAUGAAAUAAAGACUUGUCCGUCUUGGAGGAAUGAUAAUAAGAUAUUUGUGUCAUUGUGUGUAUUUUUACUCCUAAAACAGUGUAACAAAGACAAUAGUAUGUUUUAAACAAUUUAUUUAUUUUGUUUCACUUGAUGAAACAACAAUGUUUCUUUCGUAAAGAAGAAAAAUAAAUGAUUUAUGUGUGUAGCAGAUUGUGAUAAUGAAAUAUAAAGUAACUUUCUUCAAACUACAUGAGCUUUGUCUUUGAGAUUAUGUAUCGUCAGCUAAUCCGCUAAAGAAACAAUAACUCUAGAUUUCCUCUUUGGAGGCUCCCCUAACCGGAGUUCUGUUUCUUCAGAUUCCUUUUGGAGGGUGUCGAGUUAUUCAUUCAAAUAAUAAAUAUACAUUGCUCCAAAACUUGCGACGUUCUGCAAUACAUUAUAACAAACGGAAUGAGAUUUUAUUAUCAAAUCAUUCGUCCAUUCUCAUAGACUGCAUGAUCUUGGCUUUGUAAGACCGAAAGAUCUGAAGCUGUAAAGCAGCGUUCUUUUCAUCCUAGCUAGGAACUUGAGAUAAUGAUAACUAAAAAAGUUCUGAACAAACCUUGAAGAGCUCUAUCCAGAAAGGAGAGAAAUAACGAUCCUCAGGUCCGUUGUUGUAGAUAUCAUACAGAAUAGGACUGGCAAUCGUAAAGUAAACAGCCUAAAGAAAAAGUUGAGACUUUAAAGUUAAAACAUGUGUCAUCAAGCUUUGAAUCCAUUUCUUAUAAACAUGGGAUGAACAAGAAGGAAGCCUAACCAGAUAAGCACCAAAGAUUUUUCUGAUAACAAAGAUUACGCCUCCGAUAGCUAUCAGGGAAACAAUAGUAACACUGGCUUGUCUCACCUUUAAAGAUUCAGUCCCAAGGUCAAAGAAAGAUGCAUAUAGAA